Messenger RNA from Staurois parvus, 389 nucleotides. The record is from the annotation of a GenBank genome assembly. NCBI's taxonomy places the organism in Eukaryota, Metazoa, Chordata, Amphibia, Anura, Ranidae.
CAGAGUCCAAGAUGACAGCUCAGUCAUGUGAUCAGCUGUGUCUGAUCACAUGUAAACAGGGAAAUGCCGGUUAUCGCCCCAGCAGUGCCAGCUGUCAGUGUCCAUCAGUGCCAGCUCUCAGUGCUCAUCCAUGCCACCUGCCAGUGCCCCCAUCAGUGCAACAUUUCAGUGCCCAUCGAUGCCACAUAUCAGUGCCCACCUGUCUUUCAGUGUCACCCAUCAGUGCCAGUCAGUGCUACUUAUCAGUGCUGCCAAUCAGUGCCGCCUAUCAGUGCCCGUCAGUGCUGCCUAUCAGUGUCAUAUAUGAGUGCUGCAUUUCAGUGCCCAUCAGUGAUGCCUGUCAAUGCCCAUCAGUGCCUCUUCAUCAGUUCCCAUCAGUGCCACCUAUC